Molecule: messenger RNA, 1437 nt
Organism: Schizosaccharomyces osmophilus
Lineage: Eukaryota; Fungi; Ascomycota; Schizosaccharomycetes; Schizosaccharomycetales; Schizosaccharomycetaceae
Gene: sec61
Product: translocon alpha subunit Sec61
Exons: 6
Coding region: 1-1437 (478 amino acids)
Biological process (GO): SRP-dependent cotranslational protein targeting to membrane, translocation; post-translational protein targeting to membrane, translocation
Cellular component (GO): membrane; Sec61 translocon complex
Molecular function (GO): signal sequence receptor activity; transmembrane protein transporter activity; ribosome binding
Source: RefSeq, a predicted model, not a curated record
AUGAGUGAUUUACGAUUUCUAGACUUGGUUAAACCAUUCGCUCCUUUUUUGCCGGAGAUUGCUGCUCCUGAACGCAAAGUUCCAUUUAAACAGAAAAUGCUUUGGACAGGCGUUACACUACUGAUCUUCUUGGUUAUGUCGCAAGUACCUCUUUACGGCAUUGUUUCCUCCGAUACCUCAGAUCCAUUAUUGUGGCUGCGUAUGAUUUUGGCUGCAAAUCGAGGCACUCUUAUGGAAUUGGGUAUUUCACCCAUCGUUACUUCUAGCAUGUUGAUUCAGCUUCUCGUCGGUUCUCAGUUAAUUGAGGUCAAUAUGGAAUUGAAAUCUGAUAGAGAAAUGUACCAAAUUGCCCAAAAAUUUCUGGCAAUUAUUAUCGCGUUUGGUCAAGCUACCGCUUAUGUUUUAACCGGAAUGUAUGGUCGCCCUCAAGACCUUGGAGCUGGUAUCUGUCUUCUGUUAAUUCUUCAACUUGCUGCUGCUAGUAUAAUCGUUUUGCUUUUGGAUGAGCUCUUGCAGAAGGGUUAUGGACUCGGCUCUGGUAUUUCUCUCUUUAUUGCUACCAUCAAUUGUGAAAGUAUUUUCUGGAAAGCUUUCUCUCCAACCACGUACCAUAUUGCCAACGGAGUUCAAUUUGAAGGUGCUGUAAUCAAUUUUGUUUAUGUCAUGCUCAAGUGGGACAACAAAAUAUCCGCCUUGUAUCAAUCAUUUUUCCGUACUGGCCUUACUAGCAGUCAUAUUCAAUUGCCCAAUCUCUGGAACUUCUUCGCUACUCUUAUGAUCUUUGGAGUUGUUAUUUACUUGCAAGAUUUCCGCGUUGAAAUUCCCAUUCGUUCUCAGAAAUUCCGUGGUUUCCGCAGUACUUUCCCAAUCAAGCUUUUAUACACUUCCAACACUCCCAUCAUGUUGCAGUCUGCCUUAACUUCCAACCUGUUUUUGGCUAGCCGUCUUUUGUUCAACCGCUUUUCUGAUAACUUUUUGGUUCGUCUCUUGGGUGUGUGGGAGCAAGGUGCCGUUUCUGGUCUUUCUUACUAUCUCUCUCCACCAAUUUCCCUCCAAGAUGCUCUUAUCGAUCCCAUUCAUACUUUGGUUUACGUUGGCUUCACCAUGGUAGCUUGCGCAGUCUUCUCUAAGCUUUGGAUCGAGGUUUCUGGUUCCAGCCCACGUGAUGUUGCUAAGCAAUUAAAGAGCCAGCAAUUGGUGAUGGCUGGAUAUCGGGAAGGAAGUAUGUACAAAGAAUUAAAGCGUCUUAUUCCCACUGCUGCUUUGCUUUCCGGUGCCUGUGUUGGCGCCCUUGCUGUCGCUUCUGAUCUUCUUGGUGCAUUGGGAUCGGGCACUGCUGUUCUGCUUUGCACUACCACCAUUUAUGGCUAUUAUGAACAGUUACAAAAGGAAAUUAAAGGUGACUCUUACGGGUUGCCUGUCGCUCCUAUGGCUUAA